Messenger RNA from Amphiprion ocellaris (clown anemonefish), 3138 nucleotides. It is a transcript of the gene rhoab, whose product is annotated as ras homolog gene family, member Ab. The record is from RefSeq and is a predicted model, not a curated record. Gene Ontology annotation, cellular component: cleavage furrow; dendritic spine. Gene Ontology annotation, biological process: small GTPase-mediated signal transduction; stress fiber assembly; cell migration. Gene Ontology annotation, molecular function: GTPase activity; GTP binding. NCBI's taxonomy places the organism in Eukaryota, Metazoa, Chordata, Actinopteri, Pomacentridae. The transcript is spliced from 5 exons. The coding region runs from base 159 to 740 and encodes 193 amino acids.
AUGAACUACAAACCCGGGCGGCGCGCUCACGUGAACUAAUUCAUUGUAUCGGGUAGAGACGGAGGAAGCGGCAGCGAGCGACUCGGCUGGUCGGUGAAGCAACUGUGCUCUGAGAAAACGCUGAAAAAACCCGACUGCUCGGCACAUAAACUGAAGGGAUGGCAGCCAUCCGUAAGAAGCUGGUAAUAGUGGGGGAUGGAGCUUGCGGGAAGACAUGUCUCCUGAUCGUCUUCAGCAAGGACCAGUUCCCUGAAGUCUACGUUCCCACCGUGUUCGAGAACUAUGUCGCUGACAUCGAGGUGGACGGCAAACAGGUGGAGUUGGCUCUCUGGGACACGGCAGGUCAGGAGGACUACGACCGGCUGAGGCCUCUCUCCUAUCCAGACACUGACGUCAUCCUCAUGUGCUUCUCCAUAGACAGCCCCGACAGCUUGGAAAACAUUCCAGAGAAGUGGACCCCAGAGGUGAAACACUUCUGUCCAAACGUUCCCAUCAUCCUGGUAGGAAACAAGAAAGACCUGCGCAACGACGAGCACACACGUCGAGAGCUGGCCAAGAUGAAACAGGAGCCAGUGAAGUCAGAGGAGGGUCGGGAGAUGGCCGGACGGAUCGCAGCGUUCGGCUACAUGGAGUGCUCCGCUAAGACCAAGGAUGGCGUGCGGGAGGUGUUCGAGAUGGCCACCAGGGCGGCGCUGCAGGCUCGCCGUGGAAAGAAGAGCAAUAAAUGUGUGCUGCUGUAAAAUGGCCGACAUAUUUGGACUGUUUUUCGCCCCGGGUCGCUGUACCUGGGUGAUAGGGCUCGGGAGGGAUUACUAAAGAUGGGAGAGGGAGGGCGGGAGGGGACAAAGAAAAAAGGAGUGCAGUAAAUGACUACCGCUGUAAACUGGCUGUUUGUUGGACUGAAUUCACCCUGGGACUCGGGUUUGGGAAGCUUUGGGUGGGCGGACGGACGAGGGAAGGAGGGAGCACAGUGAACGACUACCGCCGUAAACCGUUGGGGUCUUUACCUGCAGGAGUUUACCAUCAGGGUGGGAAAAUUACACCAGCCUAAAAAAUGUCUGUUCAACAAGCCACUUACACUGAUAACAAUCAUUAUUUGGAGAUUCUGGUCCAUUGGUUUAGAAAAAAAAAAAGAAAAAAAAUCUAGCUGGCACAGUUGCUCAUGGGGUUUUCCGGUGACUGUCUUCAGUGUGGACGACAUUAUAAAAAAGGUUUAAUUUCCUACCUGGAUGACUUGACAGACAGCACAGUAAAUGAGUACCACUGUAAAGGGUCACCAGUGGACUAUGUAUCCCCAGGUUCACGCCUGGGAUUAGGGCUAGUGGCGGCGUGGAGUCGGGACAGGUGAAGGGAUGGGAAAAGUUAAUCCCAAAACGUGAGAAAAUACACACCAAACCACGGCGGUGUUUCCUAGUUCUUCACUUUUAUCCGACUUUAGUAGACAAACCACCGGCAACGAUGACUACUCUUGAUGGUGCUUUGAGUAGAUUGGAGUUUUAUCAGCGUUUUAGUUUAAAAAUCAUCCAACGUAUUAAACGAGCACUCACGUGCCGUCAGGUGCACGGGACUUGUGUGUUGUAUUAUCAGAGAGGUGCACUGUGGGUAAUCCAGAGUUUACAAACACAUGGAGCUCUACUCUCUGAGAUAAUCUGUUACAGUCACCUGAUAUCAAGUGCUUUAUUAAUUGCAGCUGGUGUGCACGUCAAGCUGUCCUCGUGCUGUUUUUUUUUGUUAGAAUUAAAUUGGAUUUAAACAGUGGACAGUUUUACCGCAGCAGUGUUUGCUUCCUCAGUGGCCAGGCUGGACAUGUUAGUCUUCACUGCUGCUGGUUUGUCUACUUGAGGAGGUUAACAUCCGAUGGCUCUUUAGCGGUUUAAACUGUCUGGACUGAAUCAGUGGAAGUGGCAGGUGAAUUUGAGCAGCUUCCUGCCCUGCAUAGUAAAACCCAAACGGACCGCCGUGGCUCCCAUCCCUUCCUGGUCCACAUAGCUGACUGCUGGUGCUCAUCUUCCCCUGGUUUUAGACCCGGACGAAGAACAAGGAGAAGAGAGUGUUUGUUUACAUGCACACCACUUAUCCUCCUUAUUUGGGACUAUGAAUAUUUUGUGUGUAGGCAUGUGUAAAGGUCAUAUAGUACCAAAAGUAGUUUAAUUUUUUUUUUUUUUUUUUUAGGUAAAAGGUGCCUGGGUUAGACCAUCUGGUGGCUGCUACAAACUUGACCUUUUUAUCCAGUCCUGCCUUUAAAAAAAUGCCAGAUUUGUCAGGAUAGAUAUUGUACAGAAACCUGCACCACGAAUGCAGUGAAAAUUAACCACCUGCUGUUCAUUUUAGGGUGUUUUUAAAGUGUUUUCUUAAAAAAAAAAAAGAUGUUAAAAAUGGCAUGUGUGUCCAGUCAGUAAUUGGGAUUUAUCAGCCACCAGCCUCUUCCUGACAUUUCUGUGUGUUUUGCGGUGGAUUCGGACUCUCUUGACGGCAUUUUUAGCCUCCUGUUCUUCCUCCUGGUCUGCAGGGAGGAGCCUGUUCCAGAAACCAGUCUUGUGUUGUUGUUCUUAUACUUUAUUUCCAGCUUUUUUCUCCUUUUUUUCCUUUUUUUUAAAAGAAAAAAGUCAAACAUGUCUAUCAGUAUUUAAAAAUAAAAAUAGGAGGUGGAAGACUAGGGAAUUACUUGUGUGUCAUUGCUUUAGUUUUUCCUGCUUUUUGUGCUUUACCUGAAUUUUCUUCCGAUGAUUUAUACUCGGUUGUAACGACCUCCCUCAAUCAUCCCUGCCAAAUGCUGUUGUUAGGCAGUCAGGAGAAAGGCUGGCCUCUCGGCUGCCUGUCUAGAGCAUCGCUAGGACCACAAGUGCUGACUUUUUUUUUUCUUUUUUUUCUGUUUGUUUGAUUGAAAGGAAGAAAAAACAAAAAGGAAGAAAGUCUCCUUUUUCAUGUACAAAUCAUUAUUUCUAGUUUUUAUUAUUUUUAAAAAUAUCGGAAGCAGUAAACAAAGGAACAGGAAAAAAGAAACAAAAAAAGCUGUAUGCAAAGUCUGUAAAUAUGAAAUGUGGGUUUGUUCAUACUAGACUAUACACACACGCACAUGACUGGAAACUGUAUUUGUAAACUAGCUUUGGUUUGUGUAAUAAAUUACUUUCUAUAACA